Molecule: messenger RNA, 2874 nt
Organism: Closterium sp. NIES-65
Lineage: Eukaryota; Viridiplantae; Streptophyta; Zygnematophyceae; Desmidiales; Closteriaceae
Source: the annotation of a GenBank genome assembly
AUGGCGGAGCAGUACCGCGCGCUGCUGGAGAAGGCGUACGGGAAGUUUGCGCGGCUGCGCGAGCUGCCGCUGUACGGGCGGCAGCGGUGGGAGGCGCACUUCCACAAGGCCUUCAGCGUCUACUCGCGCCUCUGGCGCUUCCAGCAAGAGCACCGCGCGCGCCUCGUCGAGAUGGGCCUCAAGUACGUGCCGCGCCGCGCUGGCCGCCAUCGCGAUUCCGCCUCCCAUUCUCGCGAUUCCGCCUCCCAUUCUCGCGAUAAUCCUCGUUUCCGCCUGUGUCCGCGUCACAAUCCCUCCCUUCUCGUCUGCAUUACCCUCUCUGCCGUUUAUCGCGCCGCGAUUGGCGGGCAGGCGGUGGGAGAUCGGCGCGAGUAUUUCAGAGAGGCGGCGCGCAGCGAGGCGGCGGUGGCGCACAAGCAGCUGCGGUGGCUGGCGCGGUUCACAGUGGUGUGUGUGCUGCUGGGGCGGCGGGACAUGCUGCGCCACCUGCUCUGGCAGCUGCGCAUGGCCGUCGAUGACUACUCCCGCUCCUUCCAGGCAUCAGAUGCAGCGGAGUGGAAGGGCGUGGUGCACGAGGCGGUGCGCUUCCUGCGCGCCGACUGGCCGUCCGACUGCCCGCGCCCGCUGCGCUACAGCGUGCUGCUCGACCCGCCCCCCGGCGCCCUCCCCCCCGUCGCCGCCCUCAUGCUGCCCGCCGCCCCGCGCGCGCUCUCCCUGCAGGAGGUCGUUCUCACCAGCUUCUAUCCCCUCGAGGUCAAGCUGAGCGAGGUCACACUGGACGCCUUCCGCAUGCUACAGGCGGUGGAGUGGCUGCCCUCGGGUUUCUUCCUGCCCUCCAAGCAAGGCGGCGUCGCCACGCAGGGCUUCACCGCCACGGGCGGCGCGGGCGGCGGGGGCGGCGAGGGGCCGCGGCUGGUGGGUGGCGCGGAGGAGAACGUGGUGGAUCCGAGCCUGCCGCCCAACCCGCAUAAGUACGUGCUGCACCGCCCGUCCGUGCCGCACCUGCUCAUGGUGCUGGCAACGGCAGUGGAGGAGCUGCCUGCUGAUGCCGCCCUGCUGCUCUACCUCUCUGCUGCCGGCUCCCUCGCCCCCACUGCUGCCCCCGCCCUUGCCUCCUCCUCGCAAUCUCCUGCUGCCUCCACUGCUGCUGCCAGCAGUGCUGCCGUGGCGCCAGAGGCAGCUGCCGUGGGUGGCGCCCCUGCUGCAGCAGCAGCGACGGCAGAGGCAGCAGAGGGUGGCGCUGGUGGCAGCACAGAGGGCAGAGCGGACAGCAGCAGUGCGUGCAGUGGGGCCGUUGACUCUGAAGGCGGUGGCGGGGCGCAUGAGGGGGAGCAGGCACACGGGGGCGAGGGGGAUGGGGGCGUGGCGGGAGGGGGCGUGUGGGUGAGGGCGAGGGGGGAGGGCGAGGCGGCGAGCAUGUGCUGUCUGCUGCCGGCUGACAUCGUGCCCUUCACCCGCCGCCCACUCGUGCUCAUUGUCGACAGUGACAAUAGCGCUGCCUUCCAGGUGACGGACACUCAUUCAUCCACACGCUGUGCUGUGUACCGCGCGUGCCUGCUUGACUCACUCCAUUCUGCCCCACUGCCUGAUGUGAGAGCCAUGCUUGACCCAGUGCCUCCAUGCCUGCAUCGCCGCACUGCUCCCUGCGUGUGCACCCGUCCUUACUACUACCCCCCCCGCAUCUCCACUCCCCGUCCCCGUGCGCUCUGUCCUCGGAACUGCCAGUGGCUGGGUGGCAGGGAGCGAGGAGAGCCGUGCGCCAUGCUGCUCUCGCCCCGCCUGCAGCCCGACAUCAGCACCGCUCCCCGCCCCUCUCAACCUUCCUCCACCACUGCCACCACUCCUGCCGCAACCAAUGCUGGUGGCACCGUCCCUCCCUCCUCUCAAUCCGCCUCGGCUGUUGCUGACACGGCAGCAGAGCCUCCGGCUGCUGUCAAUACUGCCACUGCUUCUAUCCCCUCCACUGCACCGUCUGCUGCCCCCACGUCUGAACUCCCCUCCUCCUCCCCCACCUCCGCUGCAGCGCCCGCCGCCUCCCUCGCCACGGCCACGCACCUGGCGGGCGGCAAUCUCUUCACGCUCUUCCUCACCGCCCCUCUGCAGGCCUUCUGCCGCCUCACUGCCGUGCCCCUGCCCGACAUUCCCAAGGAGCAGUACAUGGGGUGGGAGAGGCAACUAGCAAUGCUGCUGUCGCAGUGGGGCACAUCGCUCGCUGCCUGCCCCACGCUGCCCCUGGCCUGGGCGCGCCUGCUGCUUGACCCCUUCCUGCGCCUCUUCCUCCUCAGGUUCAUCUUUGCACGUGCAGUGCUCUCACUGCAUGUCUCCUACGCCGCCCGCCCAGCCUUCCAUCCCCACUGCCACCCACCCCUGCCGCCCACAACCCUCCCCUGCCACCCCUCAAUCCUCUCCGCCGUCCGCCACCUCGCACAGCUUUGUGGUGUUGCCGCCCAGUUCCCGCCGCCCAACAGCACCGCCGGCCACUCCUCACUGCCGGAAAAGGGCGAGCGAUCUGAGGUGGUGGGUGGUGCUGCUGGUGUGGCUGAUGGUGAAGCAGUGGGGGCAGUGGGACGUUUUGAAGGAGGGGAGGGUGGGGAGAGAAGGGGCGGCAGUGGUGCAGAGUCAGGUGACAGCACUAUUACAGGCACAGGCACAGAGGGUGGGAGUAAUUGUGGGGAUGAGGGAGGGAGCGUUGUGAGUAUGGAAGAGAAGAGGCAGCGGUUUGCAGCGGGGAGGAGCGGAGGGGUGCCGGUGCUGGGCGGCUUGGGAUUUGAUUCUUUCAGACAAGACCUGCCGCUUGCGGGCGGCACUGCAGUGCAGCGAGGGGGCGAGGCAGAGGGCGAGUGGGAGCGCCCUGCUGUGGGGCGCGAGGGAUGA